GAGAAACGACUUGUCCUUUAUCCUCAUGUCCAACCAGAAUCUUUUUCAAUAUUCCCAAUUCUUAAGAAACAAAUAUAUGGAAAUGUUCCUUUAAAACUAUAGGAAAAAAUAAAAAAGAACUGGUAUAAAUCCAUCCUUAUAUACCUCUCGAUCACUGUACUCUCCUCCCUAGUUACUUGUUGAAUUCAAUUUUUAGGGCUUCUGCGGAGAAGAAGAUGAAGGCGUCUAUGAAGUUUCGGGAAGAGCAAAAGCCUCUUUUUAGGGCUAAGGUUCCUCUCAGUAUCUUAGGUUUACCUUUUCAAUCUGGCAUCGUCGCCGGUGAAUCCAAGGAGCUCAGCCUCAAUCUCUCCACUUUCUUCGAAUCUGGUCCUUCUCUCAAGGUCGCUUACCGCCCUAACGAUUCCUGGAAUCCUUUCUCUCUUAUCGUCAAAACCGGGACGGGAUCCUUCGGUUCUCCCACCUCAUCCUCCAUGCUUAUGAGCGCUGAAUUCAAUCUCCUGGGUAAAGGAAACCCUAGCUUUAUGCUUCACUUCAAACCCCAAUUCGGCGAUUUCUCCAUUAAAAAGUCUCAUUCCUCGUCUGGAUUCGAGAGGCAUCUUAUCAAAUCGAUGAAUGGAUCUGUUUCGGAAGAGGAUUCUUCGAUUGAGGUGGUCGAUACUCCUGCUGUCAACGGAUGCGGCGGGGGAUUUAGAAAAGUAACCGUUCUGCCUUCGACUUCUGCCGGAGAUAUCGCUGGAUUGCUCUCAGGCGUUGAGGUUGCCGCGAGGACGUCUCUGCCUGUGAGAGGACGCGCCGUUUUGAAUUUCCGGUGGGGCGUUAGGGUUCCCACGGAGAUCAGACACGAUUUCGAUCCCACGGCUGCGAUUUCGAUGAGGAGAUUCCCUUUUUUGGUGAUGAAUAAAAUCGGAAUCGAACACGUGGACGGCGCAGAUGCUAGAUUGACCAAGUCUACGAGCGAUCCGGGUAAAGUUUCGGGUCCGGGUCAGGUCACCAAUAGUGGUGACGUGGCGGAGGCGUGUUUAGCCGUGAAUCGGCAGAUGGAGGAGCUUCGAACGGAGAACAAACAAUUAAAGAGAGCCGUGGAAGAUCUCCGUGAAGUGAUAUCAAACGUUCGUCCAUACUCGCCGGCGACAAUAGAUUACGGAUCGCACUCAAAGUACCGCGAACCAGAGAGGAGCAACAACGGCGGGAGAGCAAGAGCUGAUCGGUGGAGCAGCGAGAGGACGACGACUUCGGAUUACGGCGGGAAGAAAAGCAAGGAAGAGGGUGACGUAGCAGAGGAGCUGAAGAAAGCCUUGAAAGGAGCAGCUUGAAGCUUCUAAUAUGGUUAUUGGUAAUCUCUCUCGAAUUGCCAACAACAUUUGUCGACUUUCAAAUCAGCUUAUUGCUUUUGUAUAUAUAUGCAUUUGAAAUUAUCUAGAGAUUUGCACAACUUGUUUUGGAUCUUCAGAGUUUUAUUAUAUGAGAUUAUGCUUUUGAACCCUC
This is a messenger RNA of Capsella rubella, 1485 nucleotides long. RefSeq lists its product as uncharacterized. The coding region runs from base 216 to 1313 and encodes 365 amino acids. Lineage: Eukaryota; Viridiplantae; Streptophyta; Magnoliopsida; Brassicales; Brassicaceae. The record is from RefSeq and is a predicted model, not a curated record. The transcript has a single exon.